CUCAUUCAUAAACCGAACACAUCACUGCGGACUUGACCAUCGCGAGAUACACACGGCUUGUGUUAUUUUUAUCUAAUAGUAUUAACGUUGGUGUUGUGUACAAUGAGUGGAAACUUCCUUACUAUUCCCGGCGACAGUCCGAUGCAAAGACGAUCACGGAGUUCGUCGUUAACGGAUUUAAUAUCAGCAUUUGACAACAAAGCGCAGGCGCAUACCGAAUUACAGAAAAUAACCGCUUUCAGCGGCCAUUUUGUCAAAAAUGCCAAACCGACGUUUUCAAAGGAUGAAUAUGGAAAACCAAUUCCGGGUUCGAUGACAGAGUACAGAGGAGCAGAGGCACAAGCCAGAGUUUGCACAGAGAUGAAGGAGUUAUGUGAAAUUAUUCACGAGUACGGCAAAUCUCCGUGCAAGAGUCUUCUCCCGCCUGAACUAAAAGAUGCUACUAAAGUUAUCUCGUUUGGUGAACUUUUCACGAUCUACACAGUAAUCUCAGACAAACUCGUCGGGAUCUUGCUGAGGACGAGAAAACAUCAAUUAACUUUCUUCGAGGGCGAAGUUCUAUUCCAGAAACGAGACGACGACGUGCCCGUGUUCCUAAUGCAGCCCAUCAACGACAUCAGGGAAUAUUGUAACAACAAAGCCUUACAAGCUAGGCGAUCAGUGUCACCUAUGCCUAAUUAAAUUCUAUAAAUAUAACUAUAAUAAAACAAAUAAAGACCGACGCCGACCUACGGAGCAUAGCUCACAUAAAUAUUAGACCUUAUGUUUAUUCGCAAUUAGUUCAAAAUUGCUUGUAUUUAUCUCUUAUAGAAUUAUGCCAACUCUUCACAUGUGUACUGUUGGUUUAAAAUAGGCCGAAGAAACUGAUAUUGCCAUUAAGUCUGCUAAUAAUAAAAUAAGAAUAUGUGAAGAUAAAUGCCAAGAAUGCGACGCGGUUCUGUCUGCAUAGUGACAGUUGUAAUAUGGAAAUAAGUGGACAGUCCCUAUGUUCAGUUCAAUAGAAAUAAAAUGUUUUUUAAUUAGCAAUUACUCGCUGAUAGCUGUUGCUGACUGAAUGCGAAAACAUAAUUAAAUAUACCUGUAGUUAUUUGUUUAUUAGAUAAAGCAUAUAAAUUAUAUAUAAAUAUCGUCUUGGCUAUAUAUCAUUAAAGUAUAAUUAAGAAUGAAGUAUUAUCGUUAAUGUAUUCGUAUAUAACAUUGAACCUAAAAUUCUUUAUCGCUUCGAAUUGCGUAAAAAUGCUAAUGUUAAAUCGAUGAGAGAAUAUUUUCAGACGAUCUGUUUUUAUCCGAAAAUCAAGGAAGAAAUUUAUUAAGGCUAAGAAAAGAUAAUUUUAGAUAUAAAAAGAUAGAUAGAAUGUUAGAAAUGAAAAGAAGGGACCUAUCGUAGUGCUUUGUUAUCUUGUUGUUUUACGUAAAUUUAUUUUUAUUUCAGUUUAGUGAACGAUGUUCUUUUAACAUAUUAACAUUUCUUAAUUCAUUUUUGUAAAUGACUUUCUCGUUAGUUAUAAGAAAAUGUAAUUAGUUAUUCUAGUCAUUAUUGGUUAUUUUAGAUUAUAUUUACAAUAAGUUAAUGGAAUGUAAUCAAUCGCACACGACAAGAUUAUCCUAAAACAAUUAUUAUUAAAUUUAAUUUGUUAUAAAAAAUAUAAUAAUUAUAAAAAAAUAGUUUCUUUUUAAGAGCAAUAUUUUUAUUAGCGAGUCUUUAGUUAUUUCAAAGAUUUUCGUCUUAUUCUAAUUUUUUUUUUCCAGUUUGGGACUUUGUAGGUAAACAAAAUGUUUUCUAUUUGUAAAUGUCAUAUGAAAUAGACUAAACUAAAAAUUCGAUAAACAAAGUCUGUUUAUAAGACCAUUUGACAUUGACAAAUAACGAAAAUUUUCUUUAUAUAAAAUUACCACUCAAAAACCCGAACCUAUGCAAAAUUGUAAAACAGCUCAAUUUAAACAUAAAAUUGAUAAAAUUUUAUGAAUAUCACAAAUAAGUUUUAAGAUAGUUUUGUGCGUAGGUUUAAACUAAAAUAUGUACAUUUAUUUAACAUGU
Molecule: messenger RNA, 2038 nt
Organism: Vanessa atalanta (red admiral)
Lineage: Eukaryota; Metazoa; Arthropoda; Insecta; Lepidoptera; Nymphalidae
Product: actin-binding Rho-activating protein-like
Exons: 5
Coding region: 103-681 (192 amino acids)
Biological process (GO): positive regulation of Rho protein signal transduction
Molecular function (GO): actin binding
Source: RefSeq, a predicted model, not a curated record